Molecule: messenger RNA, 585 nt
Organism: Echinostoma caproni
Lineage: Eukaryota; Metazoa; Platyhelminthes; Trematoda; Plagiorchiida; Echinostomatidae
Source: the annotation of a GenBank genome assembly
AUGCGUGCAUUAGAAGGCAAGGUUGUAAGCAAGCUUGUUUUCGACGCUCGAUCUAUGGCGGAGGCUAUCGCGAUCCGAUUGAAUAACCUUGUGCGCUCAGAAAUGUGUAGUGAGGUUGCUGUGGACAAUCUUUCCGUCCCCUCCAACUGUGCUACCGAAUCGACCGGCAGCCUGGUCUUCGAUGUGAUUCGUGACCGACAACAGUUUGCGGCUAUGGUUUGUCCCCAAUCCGAUUCCGAUCAGGAUUCGAUCUACGGCUCAAGGUACACGCUAACACCAGGAGUACCGGCCAUGAGCAAUGUCGUGCAAAGCUAUAUUGCUGCGUUAGAACUAGCUGAGUUGGAAAGUCGAUUGAUUGAUUUAGCAUCCACAUCCAUUGAGGAGUGGUAUUCUGUCGAUCGUCAAUUUUUCUUCCACUCAAUUGUCAUUGUCAACAGCACCAAUGAAUUUCAGUUAGACGAGGUGGAGCGGAGUCCGAUAAGUUGUGUAUCACUGGCCAGAUUCUGGAAGCCAAAGAACUAUUGCCGUGUUGGUGCAGAUAUGUUCUACAUGCCAUACUCAGGUGAAAUUAUGAAGCAUUCUUAG